Messenger RNA from Frieseomelitta varia, 2930 nucleotides. RefSeq names its product monocarboxylate transporter 12 (gene Sln). NCBI's taxonomy places the organism in Eukaryota, Metazoa, Arthropoda, Insecta, Hymenoptera, Apidae. Bases 599 to 2668 code for a protein of 689 amino acids. The transcript is spliced from 6 exons. Gene Ontology annotation, biological process: monocarboxylic acid transport; transmembrane transport. Gene Ontology annotation, molecular function: monocarboxylic acid transmembrane transporter activity. The record is from RefSeq and is a predicted model, not a curated record.
UCGGCAGGACAAUAAACCGAUAGGUCCCUGCAUUGUUUCCAAGCCACGUGGUGGUAACUACACCGCGAGAUGCCAGUGCGUCAGUUGUGGCUGCAUAUCGAUCCCGUAAGUUUCCACUUGGUGGCGACCUCCUCUGCGUGCGCACCCUUUUCGCUUUGGUUAUUUACCAAGCACCCUUAGACCGAGUCAGGAGAACCUUGGAGAACGUGUAAAUGGUGAGAAGGAGAUCGACGGUGGAUAAGUAACGAGGAAGUCAAGUCGGGGUGGACCGAUUCUGAUAAGGUGUACCUUCCAAAACAGGAAGAUUUGAAGAGUUCAAGGAACAAAGAAUAAGAAGAAAGUAGAGAAAGCGAAGAUUGAUACCUAGUAAGAGAGACAGAGAAAAAUAUAGAAAACGAUCUUGGAAACCUAGAGACAAAUGCAUAGGUAAAGAGAUACAGAGCGUUCCGUUUUUCACAUAAGAGAUAAAAAGAAAUUGGAGAAGGUAAAGCAGGUGAAAAAAAAAGACAGUUUGCCAGCUGAACCAAAGGACGAAGAGGAAAAGUAACGUAACUCCAAUGUAUUACGGUCCACCUCGCGUGAACGAAGCCACAGAAAUAUGUCGUUACCACGAGAAUGGAGCCUGCAGGAUUCGGUUGAACGUGACGUUGUCGCCUGUGCGACAGCGUCGCAGGAGAUGGUCGGUACCACUGUCAUCGACGAGAAUAUGAAUCAACAGAAUCAACUAGGCUCCCUUUUGUCGAUACAUUCAGCGCCCGUUUUCGAUCUGAGCACAGGUAUACCCUCGCCGAAAAGACCAGCUUCGUUAGCCGUUCAAGCGACAGCAACAUCGACGCCGAUCGUGCCGCCGCAUCUUCAAAGUCCAGACACAAUCGAGGACGAAGAUAACGACAAUCUUCUGACCAUAUCGAGCCUUACGGCCAGGCCGUUGAUUGCCAAAUCUCGUGAACUCCGGUCGACGAAAACUUCCAUUACUAAGAAAAAGAAACCUAAGAAAUGCGAAACGAAGAAAUCGAGAAACAUCAAGUACGUUCCAUUGGACGGUGGUUAUGGCUGGGUGAUUGUAUGCGGAGCGUUUUUUGUUCAAUUCUGGGUGACUGGACUGAUGAAGUCUUACGGGGUGUUGUAUGUUGAGGUGAUGGAAACAUUCAAAGAUUCUUCAGCCUCGGUCGCCUCUUGGAUACCUGCUAUUUUAUCUUGUCUCUGUCUCGCCCUUGCUCCAGUGACGAGUAUGCUAUGCCAGAAGUACAGUUGUCGGGCAGUCGUUUUCGUUGGUGGAUUGUUCUGUGCUUUGGGAUUAACCAUAAGUUAUUUCGCAACGAGCUUGAUACAUCUCUUUUUUACAUUUGGAGUUCUCACAGGCAUUGGGAGUGGUUUGUCGACAACACCAGGUAUCAUUCUCGUUUCUCAAUACUUCGACAAACAUCGUGCGUUAGCAAAUGGAAUAUGCGUAUCCGGUACAGCAGCUGGCAGUUUCGUGUUUCCGCUUCUGAUCAAGAUUCUGGUGGACAAUUUUGGUUUCCACGGUACCAUACUUCUGCUCGGUGGUUGCAUGCUUCACGUGUGCGUCAGUGCAACACUGUACCGGCCAUUGGAGAACAACUAUGCACCGGAAGAGACGGGGAUGCCAGAGAAGAAAGAAAAGGUCGAGAGUACGCCAAAGGAAUUAGAAACGGCGAAACAGCAAAAGUUAGACUUACUGUUCGCCAAUGACUCGACUACGAAGCAUAAUCUGUUGAACGAAUUGUUUCAUCAGAACAACGUGGUGGCGGUCGAGUUGACAGACAGCGACGAAGAGAAAGACGUGAUGGGUGAGGGUCUUCAAAUGAAACCAAUCUCGAAGAUACGAAGUUCGAGUAUAUUGCACAGCGUUGAAGAUCUGUCGACUGAUUCCACGUGCGUGUACAAGGCUAGAUCGUCGUUGAGAUCUCUGAGAUCGUCGGUCACGGCGAUGUGUCCAGUUCCUCAGAACGAGCUACAACUGCCGGAAGAAAAGAAAACAGUGAUGCAAAGAAUAGCGCAGUACAUCGAUCUGUCUCUAUUGAAAAAUCCUCAAUUCAUCAUGAUGUGCUUUUCCGUUAGUCUCAUGUCCACCGGAAGUCCAUACAUGCUCUAUUAUCUUCCGGCAUACGUGCACGCUGCUGGUUACACGAAGUCGGAAGCUGGCUACCUGGUGGCUAUUUCCGCUGCGUUCGAUUUGUGCGGAAGAUUAGGGCUCGGUUGGCUUUCGGAUUUGAGGCUCUUUGAUCGGCGGAAAGGAUACAUUGGAAGUGUUAUGGGUGCUGGUGUGGCAGUACUGGUAAUUCCAAUGGCCCAUUCUUUCUACGUCCUGGCAUGUUCUGUAGGCAUGUACGGAUUAUGUUUGGGCUGUUGGUUUCUUUUGGUUCCCGUCCUUCUCGCAGACCAAUAUGGAACUGAUAAAAUUUCUUCUACUUAUGGUCUUGUAAGAAUGUUCCAGAGCGUCGGAGCAAUUUCUAUCCCACCUUUAGCAGGUUAUCUGCGCGAUGUAACCGGAAGUUACUCCGUAUGUUUUCUAUGUAUGGGCACAUGCAUGGUCAUGGGAGGUCUACCUCUACUCCUGGUUUUUAACGAAGUAUCGAACCCAUCGAAGAUAACUGUUAAUAAAGAAAACAGUAAUUGUCAAGGAGAGGUGAUUGCAAAAGAAUAAAGAUAUUUUGCGAAUGUGAUUGAAUGUGUAAUAGAAAUCUAAUAAAUCACAACAUUUGUCGCUACAAUUAUUCUACCAUGAUGUAUUGCUUGGUUCAGUGUAUUCGAAACGUUUACAUAAAAUACCUCGUUCGCGGCAGAAAAUGAAGAAUUGCGGCAGGUCCUGCGAUGAAAGAAACAAUCUUAGUAGGAAAUACAUAUUUUUACAAACAGAUGUAAUUAAACACCAUGAUCUUUAAUAAAAAUUGUAUUCUUUUCACUUA